Paramormyrops kingsleyae is the source of this 480-nucleotide messenger RNA. RefSeq names its product homeobox protein Nkx-6.3-like. The record is from RefSeq and is a predicted model, not a curated record. Gene Ontology annotation, molecular function: RNA polymerase II cis-regulatory region sequence-specific DNA binding; DNA-binding transcription factor activity, RNA polymerase II-specific. NCBI's taxonomy places the organism in Eukaryota, Metazoa, Chordata, Actinopteri, Osteoglossiformes, Mormyridae. Gene Ontology annotation, cellular component: nucleus. Gene Ontology annotation, biological process: regulation of transcription by RNA polymerase II; cell differentiation.
AUGAAUCUGAGCAGCGCAUCAAUGGGCAGCUCUGGACCAGAACCAGGGUAUGACUGGCGGGUCUGGGGGCAAGCUGACGAUGGCACCCACCUAGGUGAGGCUGCAGGCAAGAAGAAAAACACCAGACCCACUUUCUCUGGGAAGCAAAUCUUCCUCCUGGAGAAGACCUUUGAGAAGACCAAAUACCUAGCAGGCCCAGAGAGGAGCAAGCUAGCCCGCUCCUUAGGCAUGACUGAGUCCCAGGUCAAGGUGUGGUUCCAGAACCGGCGCACCAAAUGGAGGAAGAAGAGUGCCACGGAGCCCAGCUCGACACAGCCAUCGCCCGGGGAGCAGGGUGCAGGUCUGUGGGGAGGUGAGAUGGAGGACGAGGCCUACAACAAGCCCCUGGACCCCGACGAAGAUGACGAUGACAACAAGAAGCUUCGAAGUAUGCUGAGAAAGCAGCAGUCGUCUGCACUGAAGGCACAUACACAGCCCUGA